UAGCGCAACUCUAAAGCAAGAAGACAGCAACACUGUAUUCAACAAGACUAAAUUUAUUUUUGAUCCCGCGUUUAUCAAUUUAUAUAUUAAAAUGGUGCUUAUAAUGCCCAUUUCUCCGCCAGAGCAUGGUUUGCUUUACACCUCCAACAACAUCAAGCUAAAAUUGGGCGACAAAAUCGUGGGGGAAGGCACGAUUUAUAUCGCUCAAAAUACGCUUUCAUGGCAGCCAAGCGAUUUGCCGGAUGGCAUAUCUAUCGAGUGGAAGCAGGUGAGCCUGCACGGAAUUUCUUCGAAUCCGCGGAAGUGCAUCUAUUUUAUGCUGGACCACAAGGUCGAAUGGCCAGCCGCCGUGCCCGCCGUCAAUGGCCAAAAUGGGGCUGAUCCGGCGGAAGCAGACGAAGACGAAGGAAACGGAAGCGAUGAGUUCGAGGACGCCAUCAAUGAGGAUUUCGUCACUGAGUGCUGGCUUUUGCCCGAGGACAUCCACACGGUGGACACAAUGUACAACGCUAUGACCACAUGUCAGGCUCUCCAUCCAGAUUCGGCAGACAGCAACUCGGAGGACAGCGAUGCUAUGGAGGAUGCCGGGGGCAUGGAUGAUGAGGACAUGGAGGAGGACGCUCUCACGCUUGGACGCAACGGUGGCGAGGUGGGAGGGAUGCAGAAUCUCAGCCUGGAUGACGACGACGAGCGAUUCGAGGACGCAGAUGAGUGAGAAAACUUUUGGGAUAUUUAUACUUUUUUAUAAAUUUUACGAUUUGUAAGAAUACAUAUUUGAUUAGCUUUUGGAGUACUAUAUAAAUAAACGCUGUAAGCGCAUAAGAAUUUA
This is a messenger RNA of Drosophila bipectinata, 829 nucleotides long. RefSeq names its product chloride nucleotide-sensitive channel icln (gene icln). Gene Ontology annotation, biological process: cell volume homeostasis; spliceosomal snRNP assembly; chloride transport. The record is from RefSeq and is a predicted model, not a curated record. Gene Ontology annotation, cellular component: cytosol; spliceosomal complex; pICln-Sm protein complex. NCBI's taxonomy places the organism in Eukaryota, Metazoa, Arthropoda, Insecta, Diptera, Drosophilidae.